AUGUAUGCCUCGAUAUGGCAGUUACAGGAUAUAUUCGUUGACGACAAUUGCCCUCAAUCGGUAGCUACUGGUCGAUUCAAAUCAAUUGCUUUCAUGCGAGUUGGAUGUCACCAUUGCAUAUCCAAGUCCGAAAUAAUAAAUAACGUUAUUUCAGAAGGAGCCACAGCUUAUUUCCACAAAGGGUGUUUAUUAGGACAGAAACGAAGACAAAUAGCAGAGGGAAUAGUUGAAAUGUUUUGGUGUAAACCCAAAAUCAGCAAAACAUUAGUCAAGGGUAUUAGAUCAGAAAUGGAAAAAACAGUCAUUUUGUAUAAUCUUAGAGGAGACGCCUCUAACUUUGAAAAAGAAGUAAAAUUACUGCUUGAUAUUUCAAACAUAACUGUUUUCAUCGUUAAUGAUAUAAAACGGACGGACGAUAACAAAAAUUUGAAGUCUCUCUUUGGCAUGAUAGCAGCAAAGAGGAAAAAAUGUUUUAUAUUUGUUUACACUAAAAAUAUGAAAAUUGAUACAAUUAAGAAAACUUUUCAAGAAAUUGACCGUAAUAUCAAAGCACCUUUGUGUGAAAUCAUCAGACUUUCAAGAGAUUUUGACGUUUCCGCUGUUGAAGUUGCUGCAAAAUAUGUAAAGCCGCGCCUUGAACAUGCUCUAUCCUCAGUACAAGAUGGAGUGGAUCUUCAUCAAAGUAUGACAAAUAACAAUUCUAUAUCAAAAGAUCACUUCAACAAUGAUGUAGUCAGUUCUUUGAAAAUCAACAGCAAAAUGUCAAUCGUUCCCUUGCAAGGCGUUGACCUGUGGCAUAAAUUAAGUCAUUUACAACAAGAAUAUUUACAAUCACAAGGGAAGUCUUUGUAUGAAAAGGAAGCAUUACUCAAAGUUAUGCGAGAAAUAAGAAAUCGACAGAUUGAGACUUGUAACAAAGAAAUGGUGUUCAUGGCUCAGUUUUUACACCAAUUAUUAGAAAAUGAUGACAAUGAAACGUUCAUUCAAUACUUUUUAAACUCAACUCGAUUUAUCCUUUUGAAUGAGAAGUCAAGGAACGACUUAUCUAGAGGCAAGCUAAUUGGACUGAACAACAAAAUGUUAAAACCUCUGCUAAGUUUGGAACAUUUAUUAAGAGAAAUUGGCCAAAUUUAUGAAGCUUUCUCUGAAAAGAAAAAUGUUAAGCAGAAGACAAAGUUCAUUAUUAACAAAUUACCAUGUUUGGCUGCAAAACUUCUGCUGCUAGGACAUCCGUUAGAGAUAAUGGACGGAGACGCAGAAAACGUUCCCUUAGUCUGGUUAAAGAGAGUUUUUGAGGAGUCUCAGAUUUUAAUUGAAAAGAAAAAGAUAGUUUCCAUCGCAGUCAUUGGGGUGCAAGGUUCUGGUAAAUCAACUUUAUUGAACACAAUGUUUGGGUUGCAGUUUGCGGUAGGAGCAGGACGGUGUACCAAGGGUAUUUAUGCCCAGAUAGUGCCUGUGUCAGGGGGAAAAUUUGGUUUUGAUUACAUGUUUGUAUUAGACACUGAAGGGCUUCGAUCCACAUUUAUUUCAGACGACAGUCUUUACAAACAUGAUAAUAAACUUGCUCUAUUAUCAAUGGGUUUGGCUGAUAUAACGCUAGUAAAUGUAAAAGGAGAAUCAACGAAAGAGCUGAAAGACAUCCUAGAAAUGGUAAUGUUUGGUUUGCUAAAACUAAGAAAAGAAGAGGCGUUUUUGUCAAAAGAUCAUACUGCAAUAUUUGUACAUCAGAAUGUUUCACCUCAAUCAAGGGAAACAAUAAAAGAUGAAUCGCAAUUUUUUGUCAAAACCCUUGAUGAAGCAACAGUGACUGCUGCAAACUUUAUCAAAAUUCCAGACACUGAAAAUUUUUCACAGGUUAUCAAUUUUAAACCGGACAGGGAUAUUCAUUGCAUUCCAGACUUAUGGUCUAGCAGAUUGACGGUCAAUGCUGAAUAUAGCAAAAGUGUUGUCGAAGUUGCUGACACAAUUUUGCACUGUGCAUCGAAUUUUAAACAUGCAUUAAUGUCGGAUAUUUUUCAACACAUGCGAUCCUUAUGGAAUUGCAUUUCAUCUGAAACAUCAGAAUGGAAUUUUCGCAGUUUCCGACAAAAUGUAGCUGAUGAAGAAAUGGAAUGUCAGCUGGAUAAGCAGUUGGUUAACUUAGAUGUCUAUAAGGAAGAGAAGUUGAAGGAAUUGAAGCAAAGAAUUUUAGAAAAUAAUGAAGAACUUUCAUUGAAAGAGCAUUUUCAAGAGUCUUUGGAAAAGAAGAGAAUAAAGGAGGAAGAAGAACUUUUAAAGUUUAUCAAGGAUAAUCGCAAUUCAGAUUUUAUACCUAAGGACAAAGCUGUAAAAACUAUUAUUAGGAAAGUAAUCGAAAUAGAAAAAUGUAUAGAAAGAGAAAUUCACAUCUACGAAGAAGUAAUAACAAAUUUCUUAAGAAAAUUCAGGGAAGAUACCUUUGACAAAAAAAUGCGUGAAUUCUCUGAACAACUGACAAAAGACAAUAUCCAAAUAGAAAACUGGAACUCCGACAUUUUAAGUCAAUUCCAAAAAUUCUGGGAAGAAUCAACGAAAGCCUUUUUUGAGGACAAUGACGAAGAGAAUAAAAUGAAUAUUUAUAUUGAAGGAAGAUUACUUGAUAUCGCAUCUGAAAAGUUCCCAAAAUAUAGAGAUUUCUUUCAAAAAAGAGUAUGCAUACCUCCAUCAGAAAUGUUACAGCAUUUUACAGAAGAAGGCGACACAUGUGCCGUAUCAAGUGAAAUAAAUUGCAUGUUGAAUGAUUUUAAGCAAAACCUUGAAGAUCAUCAACAGAGCAAUACAAAUUACGAGGAAAGAAUUUUAAUUCAAUCACUGGAUAAGAUUUCUACAGAAUUUCAGAAUCGUCAAGUUUCUGAUAACUUUCAAAAAGACAUUCUUUUGUUUUGUUUACAACAUUGCUAUCAAGUCUUUUGUAGAAUGAAUGCAACUUUUCUUUACAGUAUUAAAAAGGACGAGCACGACAAGCUAUUUCGAACAUAUUCCAAAACAUUUAAAGAGUGGUUCCAUACUUACCUGAGACAGCAGCAAAAACUCAAAAGGCAAAGGACAGCAAAAACAAUAGAAUUAAAAGACAAAUCUGAAAGGGAAAAGGAAAUGCAAAUAAAUGAAAACGAAGAAAUGGACAACAAAAGACGAAAAGUAGAAAAUGAAGUGGAAAAAGCUACGGAUAGGGGUGAGAGAAUAGCCGCAUUUUUAAGAGUUUCAAUAGAACGCAAUGAAGAGGAAAAGUUAAAAGAAAAAAUUGCAGAGGGUUUCAACAAAAUUCUAUGCACGCAGGAAAAUCGUAAAUUUACCUUGAUUCGGCUUAUCUUGAAGGACUUGGCAAAAAGAGGAGAUACCCAAAAAUACAAAAAUUACAUAGUUGAUCCAAGACAGUAUGCGUUUGUGUGGAGCUCAAAUCAAGUAAUAGCAUUUUACAAUACUUCUACUGCUUCAGAAACCUCAAGUUUUUCUUCAGAAAUAAAUGAAAACUUAAAAAUAUUCCAUGAGUACCAAAAUUGGAUGAAAUCAUUAGAAGAAACAAUGGAAAAACAUGGAUUAUGGACAUCCGAUAUUGCAAAACUUAAAAACGAGAGCUACGUACCUGCUUCUCACAUGAUCACAUUAAAAAAUACUUUUGUUGAGGAGCUUAACAAAUCCUCUUCCUCUCAUGACGAAAGACAUAACAUCUUUGAAACAGAGAUGGAAUCUUAUUUUAACAAUAUUUGGGGAUGUUCCCACGCCUGCUUAUGGUGUGGGGAACCUUGUAAAUUUGCAUUGGAUGUCCACUCUUCCCAUCAAUGCAUCCAACAUCGCCCUUCUGGAAUAUGUGGAAUGAUAGACAAACAAACAUCGAAAAUGUCAAUUGAAACCUGUAAUUUUUUGGUUGAGAGUUCCUCCCAGAGAGUUUUUUGUGGAGAAUGGUGUAAAUGUAGCAUUAAAGACAAAGAAAUAUCUCAUCCAUGCUUACAAUACAUGGAAUAUAUGAAAGAUCCAUGGUUCAUUGCGUCUAUGUCUAACCACUCCAGGUCGGUUUAUUGGAGGUGGGUGAUGAGCACCUUUGGCAAUGAAUUGGCCAAGGCUUUCGGGGCAGAGAAUCCAGAUAUCCCAAGUUCCUGGAGAGAAAUUUCUAAAGCUGACGCGGAAAAAAGCCUCGAUGACUGA
Molecule: messenger RNA, 4161 nt
Organism: Saccostrea cuccullata (small rock oyster)
Lineage: Eukaryota; Metazoa; Mollusca; Bivalvia; Ostreida; Ostreidae
Product: interferon-induced very large GTPase 1-like
Exons: 1
Coding region: 1-4161 (1386 amino acids)
Molecular function (GO): GTP binding
Source: RefSeq, a predicted model, not a curated record